UUUCUAGGAGGAUGCAUAUGAGUUACACGCUCACACUUCUAGUAACCAAUGUUGGAUUAUGUUUUUGAACAAUGCAAUUUGCUAGCGAUGAUAUUAACUGAUACAAACAGUGGAUAGAUGACCCAAAGGUGAUACAGUAAGUAACUAUAGUUACUUUAGGCUUUACUCUCCAAGUAACCAUAGUUUGGUUAGGUGUCUUAUCUAUAUACUAUUAAGCCUUAUGUAAGCGGGAAGAGAUGUUUAUCACGGAAGAGAGAAUGAUGAUGAGAGUUGGGGUGGUAGUAAGAGACAGAGUCUAACUCGAAAUGCUUGCUUACCCAUGGCCAAACGGGUCAACACGUGCAAAUGCGUUGCAACCCCGCAAGAUAAGAUCGAAUAUAAGACAAAUGUGUCUCGGAAUUCAAACAUGUCUAAACUUCAGGCUGGAUACCUCUUCCCGGAGAUUGCAAGAAGAAGGUCUGCACACUUGCUGAAGUACCCAGAUGCGCAAAUCAUAAGUCUUGGAAUAGGUGACACAACUGAGCCCAUUCCAGAAGUGAUCACUUCUGCAAUGGCAAAUAAAGCGCAUGAGUUGUCCACAGUAGAGGGAUAUAGUGGUUAUGGUGCUGAACAAGGUGCAAAGCCACUGAGAGCUGCGCUUGCCAAAACAUACUACAAUGGCCUUGGCAUAGGUGAAGAUGACAUCUUUGUUUCUGAUGGUGCCAAAUGUGAUAUCUCACGUCUCCAGGUUAUGUUUGGUUCCAAUGUCACAGUUGCCGUUCAAGAUCCUUCAUAUCCGGCUUAUGUGGACUCCAGUGUUAUAAUGGGUCAGACAGGACAAUUUAACACAGAUGUACAAAAGUAUGGGAACAUCGAGUACAUGAGAUGCACUCCAGAGAACGGCUUCUUCCCAGACUUAUCCACUGUUGGUAGGACGGACAUAAUCUUCUUCUGUUCCCCAAAUAACCCCACCGGUGCAGCUGCCACGAGGGAGCAACUGACUCAGUUAGUAGAGUUUGCAAAGAAGAACGGAUCAAUCAUAGUGUAUGAUUCCGCAUAUGCAAUGUACAUGUCUGAUGACAACCCACGCUCCAUUUUCGAAAUCCCUGGAGCAGAAGAGGUGGCAAUGGAGACAGCUUCCUUCAGUAAAUACGCUGGUUUCACUGGAGUUAGACUUGGUUGGACCGUCAUACCGAAACAGCUGCUCUAUUCAGACGGCUUCCCUGUAGCAAAAGACUUCAAUAGAAUUGUCUGCACUUGUUUCAACGGCGCCUCUAAUCUCUCCCAAGCUGGUGCUCUUGCUUGCCUUACACCACAAGGACUUGAGGCAAUGCACAAGGUGGUUGGGUUCUACAAAGAGAACACGAACAUAAUCAUAGACACAUUCACUUCUCUUGGGUAUGAUGUGUAUGGAGGAAAGAAUGCGCCUUACGUUUGGGUUCACUUCCCGAACCAAAGCUCGUGGGAUGUGUUUGCUGAGAUUCUGGAGAAGACUCAUGUGGUUACGACUCCAGGGAGCGGGUUUGGACCUGGAGGUGAAGGGUUUGUUCGUGUUAGCGCCUUUGGUCACAGAGAGAACAUCUUGGAGGCAUGUCGGAGAUUCAAGCAGCUUUACAAAUGAUUAAGAUUCUUGUAAUCAUUCAUUCAUCACCGUUAUCCUCUUAAAUGACUUUGACUAUGAUUGAAAUAAUCUAAUCUCCUUUGUUUUCUUGAAUUGCAGACAAUAAAGUUUGUUAGGUAUCAAAAACUAAGCAAUACAUUUUCGAACGGUUUCAUUAUUGUGUAAAUUACAGAACAGUGUGAGAUUAUGUGGAAGAAAUUACAUAUGUUCAUUUACAACAGAUGAAGGAGAACUCAAGAAGAAUCUCUCCAUCAGGAGCAAUUAAGUUCAAUGGCUCGUUGGAACCUCUUGUCAUACGUAGCAGGAUCACCAAACAGCCAAAGCAUAAACUUGGAACGAGAACUUUCAGAACUUUCUGAUGAGCUUCUUGCCGGAAGAUGACAUCUAACCACCGGCAGAGAAGGUUCCGGCUGUGGCUGCAGAUUAUUGUUUGUUGUUGUUGUUGGUAACUGCUGAAUCAGAGGAGGGGAGAGCAUGAACAUCGCAGCUAAUGGUGCCAUUUGGCGAGUCUAAAGUUAUAGAAAAUAGGAGGUUUUGAGUGCAGGAGAUUGGUUGCAUGUUUCAUGCGUUAAUAUAGAGAAGAGAGGAUAAAGAAUGAAGGGAGUAGGUGUGCCGUGCGUUACAUGGCACCCUAGUUGUUUCUUAAGAAAACUAUAUCCAAAUAUAACCAUUCAUUUCAUGACACGUAGCACAACAUAGUCAACUUGCGCCAAAGCCGUGAGUGCCAAUGCUACAAUAAGAAAGAAGAACUUGUGCGCCACUCUAUGGUGGUGGACUUGGGACCAUAAAAUAAAGCUAAAAGAUAACCCACUAAAAUAAGAUAAAACAAACUUCCAUCGAUGUCCAAACCAUAUAAAAAUAAUUGUGUAAGCAGAUUACAAAAUGACUAGUUUUUGUUCCUCUUUUUUAUUAAAUGAAGAUCGAGUUAGACUUUUACUUUGUUUCAUGAGUUUUCUUUUCAAACUGUAUGGUCUGAAAAGAAAAUAAAAUGCCUAAAGAAAACUGAUUUGUGAACAAUUUUUUUGAGAAUUGUGAACGAAUGAAAACUUUGCAAAAAAAAAAAGCAAGCACGUUACUUAACCUUUUUUGCUUGCAUCACACACUAGAAUGUUCCACACCAAAGCAUUGAUUCCUAUACUUUGACAGUGGUGGUGGUGUACUUUCAAGAUUAUUCUCAAAGGCUCCAAUAUUAAAGUCUUCUUACCCAAAGUAUACAUUAUUGUUUUAUUAGUACUCUACUGUGAGACUUAUCUUUCAGGCUGUAUUCGUUGGCAAAUAUAAAUACACGUCGACAUAGCCCCACAUUUGCGCUCCAAAGAUCGCAAUCCGUGCUCUCUCUCUCCCUAGUUUUGUCUCUAUUAUUAUUUUCCUCUGUUUCCAUUUUUUGAUAAGGUUCAUCAGUUCCUCUAGAGUGAUUUUGAUCAUUUAGCAAAAAUAUGAGCGAACCAAAGUAUGCUUAUCCUUACCCUGCACCGGGAAGUUACCCGCAAGGCCCGCCUCCUCCUGUGGGAGCACCGCCGCAGUAUUAUCCUCCACCACCACCACCUCCACCGCCAAGAAAGAAAGCUGGUUUUCUUGAAGGAUUUCUUGCGGCCAUGUGUUGUUGCUGCUUUGUGGAUGAAUGCUGCUGCGACCCGACCAUUAUAUGCUUUGAUUAAACUUUUUAAAAAUAUAUUAAAUCUCUCUCUCUAUGUAUUUUUUUUUUUUUUUUAUGAUGGAGUUUAUGUAAUAAGUGUUGUAUGAGUAGUAUGAUUACUUAUCCCCUACUAUACAAGCUGUGUGUUCUUUGGCAAAAUAUAAAUAAACGACCAUAAAAGCCCA
Messenger RNA from Brassica rapa (field mustard), 3421 nucleotides. Its product is annotated as LL-diaminopimelate aminotransferase, chloroplastic. The record is from RefSeq and is a predicted model, not a curated record. Gene Ontology annotation, biological process: biosynthetic process. Gene Ontology annotation, molecular function: pyridoxal phosphate binding; transaminase activity. NCBI's taxonomy places the organism in Eukaryota, Viridiplantae, Streptophyta, Magnoliopsida, Brassicales, Brassicaceae.